Messenger RNA from Diaporthe amygdali, 1167 nucleotides. Its product is annotated as glycoside hydrolase family 95 protein. Gene Ontology annotation, biological process: carbohydrate metabolic process. The coding region runs from base 1 to 1167 and encodes 388 amino acids. Gene Ontology annotation, molecular function: alpha-L-fucosidase activity. NCBI's taxonomy places the organism in Eukaryota, Fungi, Ascomycota, Sordariomycetes, Diaporthales, Diaporthaceae. The transcript has 3 exons. The record is from RefSeq and is a predicted model, not a curated record.
AUGCUGUCCGGAUUCAUUCUCACUUCACUGGUCACAUUUGGCGGGGCCAGAGCCGCAUCUGGGUUUGACGGCAGUCGCUUCUUAUGGUUCGAGCAGCCGGCACGACCGCAUUUCUUCGAAGAUGCAAUGCCCAUCGGCAACGGCCGAAUCGGUGCCACUGUGUAUGGAGGUGGCUCUGAGGUGGUUGGCAUCAAUGAGAACUCAAUCUGGACUGGGCCCUUCCAGGAUCGUAUUGCCGAAGACCCUCAGACAGCAUUGGCUGUGACCCGAGGGUUGCUUCUCGCGGGUAAUCUGUCUGAAGCAAGACAGUAUAGCAUGGCGAAGCUGAUUCCGAAAACCCUCAGCCCGAGAGACUUCAGCUACUUUGGCAACAUCAACAUCGACUUUGGACACGACGACUCGGGGAUGACGGAUUAUGUUCGUUGGCUCGACACGAAAGAGGGCACGACUGGUGUAUCAUACACACACGGAGGCGUGGCAUACUCUCGUGAAUACGUAGCCAGUCAUCCCGAUGGAGUGCUGAUCGCCCGUUUUAACGCCAGCACUGCCGGUGCGCUGAAUUCGAAAGUCUCCAUGAGCCGAGAGGGAGACAUCACGACAACGGCAGCUGCCAAAGACGAUGUGUACACAGUCAGCCUAGUUGGUUCCAGUGGCCAGUCUGCUGAAGAUGACCCAAUCCGCUGGACCGGCCAGGCGCGCUUCGCUCUCGUCGAUGAACAGACUGAAUGGGAAGCCGAGAUGACGCGCAAGGUCGACCAGGCCUACACCAAGGGCUAUGAGCAGGUCAAGACUCAAGCAAUCCUGGACAGCUCGAGUCUCCUCGACCGCGUGACACUAGAUCUAGGGACUUCACCAGAUGGCCUAGCCGACCUACCCACCGACCAGCGUAUCGCCAACGCCAGGACUUCGUCACAAGACAUUCAACUAACCACACUGGUCUUCAACUACGGCCGACACCUCCUUGCAUCGUCCUCUCGAACCAGCAACAACGGGACCUCCCUCCCAGCUAACCUCCAAGGAAUAUGGAACAACUCAACCUCGGCACCCUGGGGCGGCAAAUACACAAUCAACAUCAACAUCCAGAUGAACUACUGGCCCGCAGGACCUAGCAACCUGAUCGAGACGCAAGAGCCCCUAUUCGACCUCAUGAGCAUCGCAAACACCUGA